This is a messenger RNA of Iphiclides podalirius (scarce swallowtail), 492 nucleotides long. The record is from the annotation of a GenBank genome assembly. NCBI's taxonomy places the organism in Eukaryota, Metazoa, Arthropoda, Insecta, Lepidoptera, Papilionidae.
AUGAGGAUCGAUUUCAUAUGGAUUUUACUUUUGAUCUUGCCAUAUACGCUAGUGAACCCCCAACCUAUACAAAAGCAGCCUGAUAUAAGCAACGAUAAUGGAAGUAAAAUCAAUCAGGACGAUUCAUUGAAAAAACACGACGAACAAGUUAUAUCGUCAACCUGCUUCACUGCAUCUAACGUCUCUACCAAAUCGAACACCUUGGACACCGCGGGCACAAACUACAUCCGCGUCGUCUCCAACCACCAUGGCGUUCAGAAGGCGAACAAUGAGAAUUGCAAACAAGAAAACUGCAAAGUCGGUUAUGUUGUGGAGGGCAGGCAGUAUAAAAAGUAUAGAGUUGAAGAAAGAACCUCGGACGGGUUUAUUGUCGGGGAAUAUGGUGUUGUUAGAAACGAGGAUGGAGCGCUCAGAGGUGUUAGAUACACAGCAGAUAGUGAAGCCAGCCCCCGUCUUAUACAAGACGCACUUAUGAAGUUCCUGCAGCUCAAA